Molecule: messenger RNA, 730 nt
Organism: Closterium sp. NIES-67
Lineage: Eukaryota; Viridiplantae; Streptophyta; Zygnematophyceae; Desmidiales; Closteriaceae
Source: the annotation of a GenBank genome assembly
AUGCUAUAUCCUACUCCAUGCUGUAUCCCCUCCCAUGCCGUAUCCUACCCCAUGCUGUGUCCCCCCCCAUGCUGUAUCCUACCCCAUGCUGUAUCCCACCCCAUGCUGUAUCCCACCCCAUGCUGUAUCCCACCCCAUGCUGUAUCCCACCCCAUGCUGUAUCCUACCCCAUGCUGUGACCCCUCGCAUGCUAUAUCCUACCCCAUGCUGUAUCCUACCCCAUGCUAUAUCCUACCCCAUGCUGUAUCCUACCCCAUGCUAUAUCCUACCCCAUGCUGUAUCCCCUCCCAUGCUGUAUCCUACCCCAUGCUGUAUCCCCCACACAAUGCUGUAUCCUACCCCAUGCUGUACCCCACGCCAUGCUGUCUCCUACCCCAUGCUGUCUCCCGUACUUUUCUCCCAAUCACCACGCGGCCUCCUUCCAUAUCCCCCCGGGUGAACCUCGUGCCGCAGGUGAUGCCGCACUUACAUGUCACGCCUCGCACACAAGCAAUUCCGCCGCUCAAUCCUUCUGGAAAAAUGACAUCCGGCAUUCGUCUCGCUUGAUCAUCCGAGUUCCAUCAAUCGCACUCUAAGGAUCAAUGGUGGUUGGCGGUUGGGUGGGCUGUUGGAAUUAUGACGAGCAAUUGGUUGUACCAAUUGGGGUAACGUGCUCGCUAUAAAGGUUACAGAAAACAGGGUCUGUGUCCAGUGUGCUAGUUGUUUCAUAUAAUAAAGGUGGACCGAACAA